UCUUGCUCUCAUAAGCACUAGAACUUCAAUAUACCAGGAGUUCACAGCAAAGCAAGCAAAUGCAGUACUGCUCACUGCCUUUUCACCCUUUUCCAGCUGUCUUGCAGGCAGAUGGGCACCAGCUGAUUCUAGAGGAGAUACCAGACUGGAAUACUGUAGAACUCAUAGUAAAUGGGGAGACUGUAUUUCGCUGCAACAUCAGUGACCUGGAUUUUGGAGGUGAUGGCAAGUUGGAUCCACUCUGUGAAGAAGCCAGAAAAGCAGUGUUAAAUGCUUACUAGUUUAUAAGUUCACAUUCUCUUUUACCUUGUUUUUCUGUCAGGCAGUUUACUUGCAUUACAAAAAUCUUAGAAAUUUUAUGAUACAGUUGGCUCUUCAUGCUUCUGUCUCUCUUAAUGUGUCAUCCAGACAGGAAUAUACAGCCUUUUCCAGAACCAGUCAUGUGUUACCACCCUGAAUGUUACAAAUUCAAAUAGAACUGUGAUUAACAAGUAGUUCUAAUAGUUUGAUUUUAAUUAAAAGAAGAAUGAAAUUCC
Molecule: messenger RNA, 536 nt
Organism: Oxyura jamaicensis (ruddy duck)
Lineage: Eukaryota; Metazoa; Chordata; Aves; Anseriformes; Anatidae
Gene: C6H10orf53
Product: chromosome 6 C10orf53 homolog
Exons: 2
Coding region: 60-281 (73 amino acids)
Source: RefSeq, a predicted model, not a curated record